GCGGAGAAAUACAUUAUGAAGCAGCACCAUUCUUCUUCAUCCUCCCUCGGUGAUGGAGAGAGAGGAGGGACAGACUGUCCAGAAUAGAUAACGAGCAAAGAGACUGGCACUGAGGAGAGGAGAAGGAGAGAAAAAAGCAGAAAACAGGUAGAGAGAGAAAGAAGAAGACAGAGACAGAAGCAGAGAAGGCAAGAAAAGAAAAAAUAGAGAAUUAACCAGGAUUGUUCAAAAUCCUCUUGGAGUCUCUUUCUAAUUCGUCUGUGCCGUGUUGGAGACUAGUUAGCACAAUGUGCAGGGGAGGGGUCAGGAUUUACACCAGGGGGGGCACUUGAACAGAAGAGUAGGGUUAUGUCCCCCCUGCACCUGACUAGUCUGUAUCUUAGUGUUUGGAAGGAAGACAGACUGAAAGAUUGGCCGGUAAACAGACAGCUAUACUGAAUGAUAGGCAAGUUCUGAGGCUGCUAAGACAGACAGAGAGGAAGAUAGACAGACAGGAAGACAGGUACACAGCCUAUUCCAAGUGUCAGGCAGAGAGCCAGGCAGGCAUCCAGUGCCGGCACAGUAGACAGCGUGCGAUUCAUUGUCAUUCUAUGCAGUGUGUGAGGAAGAGACAGGGAGAAGGAAAGAAAGCAGAGACAGACAGAAAGAAGGAGCAUCCCUGUGUUUGUAGCUUCUGGAGAAUCUCACUCCAUCUGCAUCCACCUCAGUCAAGCCCAUGCACUAAAAAAAACAGGCCAGGAGGGAGGGGGCUUUUACUAGAAAGGAAAUACAGGUUGGGGAGGGAGGCAGGCAGAGAAACAGAGGGAGAGAGCAGGUGUCGGAAAUCCUCCCCUUCAUCUGCUUGUCAUUUACUCCUUUAUGUUCUAUCGUCGUCUGGCAAAGUGAUUGGUUUUCUGAUGCCGGCGUUCCUCUGCUCAUAGGCCCUCCGAAGUCCCAAGGAAAACAAGAGGUGGGCAGGCAGAGGAAAGCAGAAAAAGAAAGCACAAAAGGAAAAGUGGAGCCCCAUUUUGAUUGACAAAUCUUUCACCCCUUUCAUUUUUUUGUUUGUCAAGACAGGCUCUUGCUAUUUUUUUUGCUUUUUUUCUUAAAGUAAAAGAAGUAAAGAAUAACACCGGCCAAAUCAAUCCCUCAUUUUCUUUGUACACAGAAUUGAACCUCUCCUUUCAUCAGCUGUUGAUUUUUCUUGCCUUGUUCUAAAGGAAUUAUCUGACUAUAAAUACUGGAAUCUUCUAGAAUCCCUCUAUAUGUCCUCACCCCCCAAUGACACAGUGUGAACCCCUCUGACUCCCCCACGGUGCCCCAAACCUCCUUCGGCUGAAGUUCUAAAAACCCUGUGGUUUCAGAUCUCAAUGCCUAUGUUGACUCACUACUAGAGCGAUAAUAUGGCACAGUGCUUCUGAUAACGUCUGAUUCAUUCUUGGUGCCAGCAUGCGGGGUGACUUACAGCAGGGUGCAGAAUGAAAGUGAGCGUAGGGGGGCUAGAAGCCGUGUUUUCUGCACAGCUCAGACUAGUCUGGCUCUGCUCGGGCCUCUCGCUGCUCAUGCUCCCUGCAGACUGACACCCAACUGCUACAGGGACUCAUGUACUACACCAACAGAGCACGUACAGCAGCCAGACACACAGCCCUCGUGGAUUAAACACGGUGGUGGUACAGGCAGCCAGCAGACCAUUCUCCAUGAGGAGCAGUAGAAGAUGCCGGCUCUGCCAGCACUGCUGCUGUCAAUACACUUCCUCUGCUUCCUGCUAAUGACCAUGCCGCCACGUUCCCUCAGUCAGGCCCCCUUGCUCUCCUCUGUCCGCAUGGCGGCAAUCCUGGAUGACCAGUCUGUGUGUGGGCGUGGGGAGCGGCUGGCGCUGGCCCUGGCCAGGGAGAACAUCAACAGCAUAAUGGAGGGUCCGUCCCGAGCCCGAGUGGAGGUGGACAUAUAUGAGCUGCAAAAAGACUCCCAGUAUGACACUACUGACACCAUGUGUCAGAUUCUACCCAAAGGCGUCGUCUCUGUGAUAGGUCCCGCCUCCAGCCCCGCCUCCGGCUCUACUGUCAGUCAUAUAUGUGGAGAGAAGGAGAUCCCUCAUGUAAAGAUUGGUCCGGAGGAAACUCCCCGCUUGCCGUACCUGCGCUUUGCCUCUGUCACUCUGUACCCUAGCAACGAGGACCUGAGCCUGGCCAUAGGAGCCAUUUUGCGCUCGUUCAGUUACCCCUCAGCCAGCCUGGUGUGCGCCAAGGCUGAGUGCCUGCUGAGAUUGGAGGAACUGGUCCGCCGCUUUCUCAUCUCUCGGGAGACGCUGUCAAUCAGGAUGCUGGAUGACAACCUGGACCCUACGCCGCUGCUGAAGGAGAUCCGUGACGACAAAGUGGCCACCAUCAUCAUUGAUGCCAAUGCUUCUGUCUCCUAUCUCAUCCUCAAGAAGGCGUCAGAGCUGGGGAUGACAUCAGCAUUUUACAAGUACAUCCUCACCACCAUGGACUUCCCACUACUGAGACUGGAUGAUAUAGUGGAUGAGCAGUCCAACAUUGUGGGAUUCUCCAUGUUUAACACCACCCAUCCCUUCUAUUUGGAGUUCAUCAGGAGCCUCAACCUUUCUUGGUGGGAGGGCUGUGACCUUACGUACCCCGGCCCCGCGCUCUCGUCAGCGCUGAUGUUUGAUGCGGUACAUGUGGUGGUGGGAGCGGUAAGGGAAUUGAACCGCAGUCAGGAAAUUGGAGUGAAGCCUCUCAGCUGCACCUCACCUCAGAUCUGGCAACACGGGACCAGUCUUAUGAACUACCUGCGCAUGGUGGAGUAUGAUGGUCUGACGGGGCGCGUGGAGUUCAACAGUAAAGGUCAGAGGACCAACUAUACCCUGCGGAUCCUGGAGAAACACAAAGGAGGCCAUAAAGAGAUCGGGAUCUGGUACUCCAACAACACCUUGGCAAUGAACUCCACCAGUCUGGAUAUUAAUGUCUCAGAGACGCUGGCAAACAAGACACUCAUUGUCACCACCAUACUGGAGAACCCAUAUGUGAUGCGCAAAGACAACUACCAGGACUUCCAGGGCAACGACCAAUAUGAGGGCUUCUGUGUCGACAUGCUGAGGGAGUUGGCAGACAUCUUGAAAUUCUCCUUCAAGAUCAAACUGGUGGAUGAUGGGCUGUAUGGUGCUCCAGAGCCCAAUGGCUCUUGGACUGGCAUGGUUGGAGAGCUAAUCAACAGGAAAGCAGACCUGGCCGUGGCAGGCUUCACCAUCACGUCAGAGAGGGAGAAAGUUAUUGACUUCUCUAAGCCGUUCAUGAACCUGGGAAUCAGCAUCUUGUACAGAGUUCAACUGGGUCGGAAGCCGGGUUACUUCUCCUUCCUCGAUCCCUUCUCUCCAGCUGUCUGGCUCUUCAUGCUGCUCGCCUACCUGGCUGUCAGCUGUGUGCUCUUCCUGGCUGCAAGGCUGAGCCCCUAUGAAUGGUAUAACCCUCACCCGUGUCUGCGAGAGCGCAGGGACAUGUUGGAGAACCAGUACACCCUGGGAAACAGCCUGUGGUUCCCUAUCGGAGGCUUCAUGCAGCAGGGAUCAGAGAUAAUGCCCAGAGCCCUGUCUACCAGAUGUGUUAGUGGGGUGUGGUGGGCAUUCACCCUGAUCAUCAUCUCGUCCUACACGGCCAACCUAGCAGCCUUCCUGACCGUCCAAAGGAUGGAGGUUCCAAUUGAGUCUCCCGACGACUUGGCCGACCAGACAAACAUUGAGUAUGGCACCAUCCAUGGAGGGAGCACCAUGACCUUCUUCAUGAACUCACGUUACCAGACCUACCAGCGGAUGUGGAACUAUAUGAACUCCAAGCAGCCCAGUGUAUUUGUGAAAAGCACAGAGGAGGGCAUCGCCCGGGUGGUCAACUCCAAGUAUGCCUUCUUGAUGGAGAGCACCAUGAAUGAGUACUACCGUGGCCUCAACUGUAAUCUCACACAGAUAGGAGGCCUGCUGGACACCAAGGGCUACGGCAUUGGCAUGCCACUGGGGUCCCCGUUCAGAGAUGAGAUCACGCUGGCCAUCCUCCAGCUGCAGGAGAAUAACAGGCUGGAAAUACUGAAGAGGAGGUGGUGGGAGGGAGGCCAAUGUCCCAAAGAGGAGGACCACCGUGCCAAGGGUCUGGGCAUGGAGAACAUUGGGGGCAUCUUCGUGGUGCUGAUCUGUGGUCUCAUCAUUGCUGUGUUUGUGGCCAUUAUGGAGUUCGUGUGGUCGACUCGCCGCUCAGCAGAGACCGAUGAGGUAUGCCCCCAUACCUGCCCUCGCCGACCCCACAGACACACCCCAGUGUCUGUCUGUCGGGAGAUGAUCACAGAGUUCCGAAACGCCGUCUCCUGUAAGAAGAGCUCCCGUAUGCGCCGCCGUCGGCCCCUCAGCAGCUCAGCAGCCCUGCGCCACCCCACACGCAUAGCUCUGGGGGCCCCUCGGCCCUUGCGCCUGGUCCGGGAGAUGCGCCUCAGCAACGGCAAGCUUUAUAGUGGAGCUGGCCCGCUGACAGGUGGAGCUGGAGGUGGAGCAGGAGGGACAGGGCUUUCCGAUCUGGGUCCUGGGCCACAACGGAUUCUAGAUGAUCCACUGGGGGCCAACACCACCCCUCCGCCACCAGCCCCUACCCCAGUAAUGCUGCCUGCCCGCAGCUGCGCCCAUGUAAGGAUCUGUCAGGAGUGUCGGAGGAUCCAGAGCCUGAGAUCGAGCAGCAGUAUAGGAUCAACCACAACAAGAAUACCACCUUCAUCAGCACCCCUGCCCAGGCUACCCCCACCCCCACCCCCAUCCUCAUCCAACACAGACAGUGAGGGUGGGGGCGGGGCCAGCCCGAGGCGGCCACACCACAGCCCCCCACCUCAUACCUCCCGACCCAUUCCCCCUCCACAAAACAGCAACACCACAGACCUACUGGGUGACCAGGACUGAGACAAGAAGCAAUGGGCUGGAUGAGAGGGCCGCAGGGAGUCAGUGAUGUGACACUGAGAAACACCGCUAGUUUCCACAGGUGAAAUUCAUCUGAGAACAAAAGAGGGAGAGAUUGAGGAAAAAACGUUGAACUCUGCAAGCUCAGCCAAUCGAAAAUGAGAUGACCUUUAAAAGGAGAAUGAAUUGGGAAACCGUGUAAUCCUUUCUCCAGUUGAGCUUCAGGCCUACAGAUACAGACCUGGCUACAAGCACGCUGUUAGAUGGUCAAGGGUUAAGCUUCUGUAAUCAACUCCGAAGAGCAAAUCUGAGCGGAGAUGCACAUGACCUGAUGAUGGUUUCCAUUGGAUCCUUUUUCCCUCCUUACUCCCCUCUUACUUCACCUUUAGAUUUGAGGGUGCUGGUUUUCUUCCGCAGACACUUCCCUGGAAGCUAACUACACCUGUAGUAAAACGAAGCCUUGUUGGAGGACAUACUGUAUCCGUAUGUGAUUUAAAACAGCAACUUAAAAGACUUCAAGAGAAUUAUUUCCUGUUGUUUUUUUUCUUUUGUUGUCUUUCUUGUUUUGUUACCAUUGUUCUAAGUGGGAAUUACAGAGUUAAAUACAGACUAUGUGUGACACUAUGGUGGAUUAUAAAAUACUAAGAAACUUGACUACGGCUAGUUUUGUGUCCCUCCCUGAGCCCCACAGCUGCUUUUAGGAAGGUAUCAGGUAAGGUGGAUGAAAUGACUUCAAGGCAACAUAAUGCAACCAGUAGCAGAGGAAACUGUCGGUCUGCCUUUCUUUAUACUGUGCGUGUGUGUGUGUAAAAAUUUGUGCUUCCUGUAAGUCCGUCUGUAAAUACACAAAGCGAGCAGAACCAUGUACCCAGCUACAGCACCCUUCUACAAAUGUUAGAUUAUCAGACAGCCACAAAAAGAGAAGAGAGAGAGAGAGCGAGUCUUUGAAAUGUGAAAUUAAUGUCCCUCGUUAUCCUGGGUAACGCUUGCCAAGCCUUUACUUCUUUUUCACCUCUGUUCACACAGCGUAGAAGAGAUAGAGAGACCAGGCGAGGCAGAGCCAGAGACAGAGGGGCAAGAUAGAGAGGAACAGAGAGAGAGGACACAGAAAGAAGCAGAGAGUGAAAAGGACACUCCUGAAUUUGAACGAGAAAUACCUAACUGAACUACUUCCAUUAUUAGAUCUGUCCGGAUCUGUUAAUUCUGGGCAUCUUUUAAGGGGCUUGUUAAUGCGCCAGCAGGCUGUAGCUGCAGCCUCCUCCCUUCUCUCUGUUUAACAGACAGACUUGGCCGUGCACUGUAGAGGCUCCUGCCAGAGUGAUAGACUCAACACAGCCUUGUCAAUACUGUCUCAAGCUUUUGAUCGCCUAAUUACUUCCCUCGGUGGCUGGGGACUCAUUCAGGAGGGGGUUGAACACAAGAAAACAUGCUGAUAAAUAGAUUUAGAAGAAAUAAAUGCUUUUUACUCUGGCUGCAAA
This is a messenger RNA of Micropterus dolomieu (smallmouth bass), 6384 nucleotides long. It is a transcript of the gene grik5, whose product is annotated as glutamate receptor, ionotropic, kainate 5. Lineage: Eukaryota; Metazoa; Chordata; Actinopteri; Centrarchiformes; Centrarchidae. The coding region runs from base 1694 to 4909 and encodes 1071 amino acids. The transcript is spliced from 21 exons. The record is from RefSeq and is a predicted model, not a curated record. Gene Ontology annotation, biological process: monoatomic ion transport; synaptic transmission, glutamatergic; modulation of chemical synaptic transmission. Gene Ontology annotation, cellular component: postsynaptic membrane; kainate selective glutamate receptor complex; presynaptic membrane. Gene Ontology annotation, molecular function: kainate selective glutamate receptor activity; transmitter-gated monoatomic ion channel activity involved in regulation of postsynaptic membrane potential.